AUGACUCCCUCUUCCGUCGCCAAAGAAGACCUUCUCUUCCUCCUCCCCUUCGACUUCCUCGUCGCUCGAAUCCCCUUCUUCACCUCUCCUUCUCCUUCCUCCCUCUCUGCUUUUCCUCGACGUUGUUCCUUUCCCUCACAUAGUAGAAGCUGCAGCCGGCCUGCCGCCUUUGCCUCACUUUCCCCCGGUUCCUCCGAGCUCCAUCGCCUCUGGAGCCAUUUCAACCGGUUCGUGCGUUUCCACAGCGAGCCCCGUGCCCCCAUCGGGUUUGCCUCUGCCAGCCUCUCGAACGAAGAGAUCCGUCUUGAGGAUGAGAGCCCUCUCAUUGCCGAGGACAACGGCGCCCCCAUUAACGGCGUGGCGGAGUAUGAGAGGCCCAAGAAGGUUUUGAUUUUGAUGAGUGAUACUGGUAGUGGGCAUCGCGCGUCGGCGGAGGCCAUCAGGGCUACCUUCAACCAGGAAUUCGGUGACGAGUACCAGGUCUUUGUGACUGACUUGUGGACGGAGCAUACGCCCUGGCCAUUUAAUCAAUUACCGAGAAGCUACAAUUUUUUGGUAAAGCAUGGUGCUUUGUGGAAAAUGACGUACUAUGGUACCGCACCUCUCUUGGUGCACCAACCACAUUUUGCGGCAACUUCAACGUUUAUUGCUCGUUUGGUGGAGAAUAAGGUAAACCUUUCCAUUAAAGGAUCCAGAAGAUUAUUUUUUACUUACUGGGGUACUCCUCAAUUUUCAUCAGUACAACAUGAAUGUAUUCCACAAGCUAUUCUGGGAAUGGAUGUUAUUUGUCAAGCAAAGUCUGGAAUGGGUAAAAUGGCGAUUUUUGUACUUUCUACUCUUCAGUAA
Molecule: messenger RNA, 846 nt
Organism: Zingiber officinale
Lineage: Eukaryota; Viridiplantae; Streptophyta; Magnoliopsida; Zingiberales; Zingiberaceae
Product: probable monogalactosyldiacylglycerol synthase 1, chloroplastic
Exons: 3
Coding region: 1-846 (281 amino acids)
Biological process (GO): glycolipid biosynthetic process
Molecular function (GO): hexosyltransferase activity
Source: RefSeq, a predicted model, not a curated record